CAUCUCUCAAGUCCCUCACAGAUCAGAGAAUGAGAGAGAGAAAAAAAAGGAUAACUGAGUUUCUGUGUAAGGAAAGCGCUUUAUGUCACACUCUUAUAUGGUGAUGAGUAGUUCUCUUGUUAGGGUAUUAGGCAAAUCGAUUUCGUGACAAUGAUAUGGUUUGAUAUUUGGUCUCUGCUGGCGUCUCCUAGAAGGUUUUGCGAAUCCAAACCAAGUUCUUCUUAUCCGAGGAAAUUUCUCGGGUGUUUUAUACAACAAAGCUCAAGAUCUCUAACAUGCUCGAUUACAGUAAAGUUGUGUAUCUUUAACGAUAUGGUUAGGGUGCAGAGUACGACGAUCGCCACCGUUUCUCGAGUCCAAAUUCCGUCACGGUUGAGAAUCAUGAAGGUUGUUGGAAAUAGAGCGGGUUUUUUUGGAUUGAUAAUCAAACCGAACUUCGGAGAACCAAAACAAACGACGACAAGACGAUUACGGUGUGAAACGGCUUUCAAAAUAUCUCUCUGCCGACUUUUCGGACACUCCUUUUGCAAUUUUCUUUCUCUGCGACCAAACCCAUCUUCCCAAGGUUUCCCCUCUCUCCCUUUUGAUUUCUCCGUCCCGAAAUCUUCAUCUCCAGGAAACUCAAUUCUACACGCAAGAGGGUUGUUUGUGUUUUUAAUAAAGUUUGAUACUUUUUCCGUUUUCUUAUUAAAUAAAAUGGGGUAUGAGCCUGAUCCAGAUGCUCUUCGUUGGGGUCUCCAUGAUCUUGAGGUUUGUACGCUCACAAACGCUGGUUCUUGCGGCAGCGUGACGCUUUACGGGACGACGGACGAUGCUGUCGAUGUGAAUCAAGGCUAUGUUAGAGAAGGUUACAACCAGCCUCUCACUGGUUACGUAGACAACGAUGCGGUUAUUGCUCAGUUUUACCAAGACGAGCUGUCUAGAGUUGAACGAGCAGAGGAAUCAUCAUCUGAUUCGAGGCUCCUCAGUGAUAAUAAUCCUAGUCGGAUCUCUGUUGUUUCUCAAGAGUGGCCUCACCAAGGGGAAGCUAUUGAUAUUUCUCGUGAGAGUGACAUGGAGGAUAAGAAUGUUGCAAGGAUAAGGUAUCAAGGAGAGGGAAGCUCCCCGGUUUGCGAUGAUGAUGACUCAGAUUGUUCUGUAGAAGUAGAGGAAGAGUCUUGGUCUUUGGAUUCUGAGGUUGGGAAGCGACUCAACCAAAUGAUACCUAUUGCUCAUGUGCCGAAAAUCAAUGGGGAGUUACCGUCAGAGGAUGAGCAGGUUUCUGAUCAUGAACGGCUUUUUCAGAGAUUACAGCUUUAUGGCUUGGUGGAGAACAAGAUUCUAGGAGACGGAAACUGCCAGUUUCGGUCACUAUCAGAUCAGCUUUACCGCUCUCCAGAGCACCAUAAUUUUGUCAGAGAACAAGUUGUUAAUCAGCUUUCAUAUAAUAGAGAGAUGUAUGAAGGUUAUGUUCCAAUGGCGUACACUGACUAUCUUAAAACAAUGAAACGGAAUGGAGAAUGGGGUGAUCACGUUACUCUACAGGCUGCUGCUGAUUGGUAUGGUGUUCGGAUGUUUGUGAUAACUUCAUUCAAGAAUACAUGUUACAUUGAGAUCUUGCCUCAUCUGCAGAAGUCCAACCGCCUUAUAUGUUUAAGCUUUUGGGCUGAGGUUCAUUACAAUUCAAUCUAUCCUGAAGGAGAGCUACCCGAACCGGAGGGGAAGAAGAAGAAGAAAUAUUGGGUUUUCUAAGCUCUGUUUCUUCUGUUAAGAAGAAAUAUAUAUAACAUGUUUGUUCUUUUUACUAACCUAGUAUGUUUAGUUCUAGAGAGUAUGGUCUUGUACAUACUGAACAUAAUCUCCCAUUUAAGGCAUUAACUAGACUUAUAGUUUGCUCAUUGUUUUUUUUUUCAUUAUAAGAUUUACUUCUUUUCUUUAAUGUGGGAAUAAAUCAAUAAAGGGAGGUUACAGCUC
Messenger RNA from Raphanus sativus (radish), 1953 nucleotides. Its product is annotated as OVARIAN TUMOR DOMAIN-containing deubiquitinating enzyme 9. Gene Ontology annotation, biological process: protein deubiquitination. The transcript has 13 exons. Gene Ontology annotation, molecular function: cysteine-type deubiquitinase activity. Bases 151 to 1731 code for a protein of 526 amino acids. NCBI's taxonomy places the organism in Eukaryota, Viridiplantae, Streptophyta, Magnoliopsida, Brassicales, Brassicaceae. The record is from RefSeq and is a predicted model, not a curated record.